Molecule: messenger RNA, 1201 nt
Organism: Zingiber officinale
Lineage: Eukaryota; Viridiplantae; Streptophyta; Magnoliopsida; Zingiberales; Zingiberaceae
Product: thioredoxin-like 4, chloroplastic
Exons: 4
Coding region: 170-808 (212 amino acids)
Cellular component (GO): chloroplast
Source: RefSeq, a predicted model, not a curated record
UCUAGAUAUCGUUUCAAACCCACAUCCUCCUCCAAUCUCUUCCUCUCGUUCUCCAUUUCUGAUCAUCUCAUUGAUUAAUGCAAAACUUUUUCUGGAUGACAGAGGAAAAGAAGGGAUCACUUCCUCAACAACUUUCGAUCGUGCAGUAAUCUGUGAUGCCGGCGUCAAGAUGAGUUCUUGCUCUUUUUUCCCUGUCAGCAGACUCUCCCGCCGUCCAAGAUCAUCGUUGGAUUGCUUCUUUAUGAUUCCAAAAUCUCCAAUCGGGCGUCAAGAUUCCAUUUUGGUUCGUGCAAGAGCUGCCCAAAUCAGAUUCCGUCACUCCCACGAGCAAAGCUUGGUACUGAAGCAGAGGAACAAUCUCCCAUUGAACGUCGUUACGGAUUCCCAAAUCGGCAGUGGCGGCGGAGAAGCGGAGGAGGAGGAGGAGGAUGUUUGCCCGGUAGACUGCGUGAGGGAGUUCAAGACGGAGGAUGAGUUCUCGAGGAUCAUGGAGAGGGCCAAGGCGGCGGGGGCGCUCGUGGUGGUAGACUUCUACCGCACCUCCUGCGGCAGCUGCAAGUACAUCGAGCAGGGCUUCGCCAAGCUGUGCAAGUGUGCUGGCGAUCGCCAGGCGGAGCCGGAGGUGGUCUUCUUGAAGCACAAUGUUAUUGAUGAAUAUGAUGAGCAAUCAGAGGUUGCAGAACGGCUGAGAAUAAGGGCAGUGCCACUGUUUCACUUCUAUAAAAAUGGAGUGCUGCUGGAAGCAUUUCCAACCAGAGACAAGGAGAGGAUUGUAGCUGCCAUUCUCAAAUACACUUCUUCGGCAUAAAUGUGCAUGUUGGAGAUGCUGCUUCACGAGCUGCAGCAGGUAAUCAACCUGCAGUGAUACAACAUUCCACUUCUUUGCCUAUAUUCGCCAUGGCUAUUUCUUCAGGGGCUUGAAGCAAUGUGGUAGUUUGCCAUUCUUCACUUAUACACGUGUCCAUGAAAAUUUAUGGUUGACGGAUUCUGAUUCAGUUGAUAAAUUUGUCAUCAUUCAAGAGCUGUUGAAUCUUCACCUUCCUCUUCAUCUAUAGUUAAAGUCUAUAACUCAAAUUUUAUUAGAUUUGGCUGAAAGAAUUGCGAUACGUAUGUGAUGUUUCUAGCUCUGUGGUCUAGAGAUGAACAAAUUACUAACAGCUGUGGACAUUAGAAAGAGAUUUACAUGUUGCUGUUUCAUCAA